This is a messenger RNA of Dermacentor albipictus, 886 nucleotides long. RefSeq lists its product as uncharacterized. Lineage: Eukaryota; Metazoa; Arthropoda; Arachnida; Ixodida; Ixodidae. The record is from RefSeq and is a predicted model, not a curated record.
UGACUUGGCACGCGGAUCUGCCAGUUCUCGUGGAACUUUGCAAAGAGGCUAUGGUCACUCCACCAUAGGGGGUAAGUGUCAUUUAUAGGGAGCUAGAGAAAAGACAAAGAAGACGCUGUUCGCAAUGACCAAGUACCAGGAGGAAGGCGACAGCGCCCCUGACGACAGCGUGCGAAGGCUCGUGCUCGCCUUUGCCGUGACGGCGUGCCUAUUAUGCGUGGUCCUCGCUCUUUCGGUGUACCGCCGGAGGGAACCUUCGAAGCAAGACGGUGACGACGCCCCCCAGCCCGCAGUGGCGACCGACCCCAAGGUGGCCGAGAGAGCGGCGCGUCGCAGGCGCAAGUUUGAAAUCCUGAGUCGUCGCGCGGCCAAGCAGGAACUCGCCAACCCGUCCCGGGACGAGUGGAUCUACGUGGACGCACAGGGCCGACCGAUGGCGUACCUCACCUCCACGCAGACGGUCACGGUCACGUACAACGGCACCAGCAAGAUCACGGUGACGAACACCACCACGACGGUCACCACCAGCAACGACGCGUACGCGACCUCCACGCGCCGUCGCAGCGGCCAGGCGGCAGCACCGCCUGAACAAUCGCAGCAGCAGCGCCACGCUGUGGCGCUCGGAAGCACCGGUCGCGACGGGGUCCUGCUCCGCGACGACAGCGAGCCACAGAAGGAUCGCAAAGCCAAGACCGCUGCGCGCCGUUGACGAACGCUCCGAGAACUAUACAGCGGACAGUUGGACACGUGCGGUGUGAACGAUUUGCUUUUUUUGUCCUUGUCUCUCGUGUGCAUUAUUGCAAAGUUAUUGCCUUCUGACUUGUGUGAGAUGAUCUCUUUCUAUGCUUCGUUUUAGUAAAAUAAGGAACUGUCUCUUUUAAAAGAA